Pseudogymnoascus destructans is the source of this 1819-nucleotide messenger RNA. RefSeq lists its product as uncharacterized. The record is from RefSeq and is a predicted model, not a curated record. Lineage: Eukaryota; Fungi; Ascomycota; Leotiomycetes; Thelebolales; Thelebolaceae. Bases 755 to 1549 code for a protein of 264 amino acids. The transcript is spliced from 2 exons.
AUCGUUAACACUCAACGAAACUCUAUGGGCGUCACUUUAUCUCGGCGUAGGCAUCUGAUAGGUAUAUUAUGGACAUAUUGUCACCCUUGGCGGCCAUAACUGGCUCAAACGGCGCCGGGGAGUCUCCGCGUCGCAUGUUCUUACUCCUGAACUGACUGUUCCUGGCGGCUUCAUUCGCAACAUGGGCUGCAUUGGGUCUCCAGUGACGAUUGGCAAUGAUUGAAUGGGAGAGGCCCCUCUUCCCCAACGAACGAUAAGUAUGAAUCUACCCGCAUUCUUAUUCAGAGCUGGAGAAGGUCUCUAUAUAUAUGUAGGCCUAUAUCUUAUGUUUCCUAUCCCCAUGUCUCAUAAACCGACCUCUUUCCCUUCUCUCUCUUGCGUUGUUCAGCACCUCCACACAUUCUCACAAAAUCAACCUGUGAUAUUACGAAGGAAUUCAUAACUCUCAGCUUUCUCUAUCCCUACUCGGCUGUUAUUCUCUCCGCCGCAAAGCCAAACUGUUGCGACAGAUACCGCGCGUUGCGUGUCGAGUUCGAAAGCUCUUUGUCAUAUCUCAGUCAACAAAUCGCAAACACUAACUCAGACAUCUCCGUCAGAGACAGACGGCAUUCUUUUUUUUUACCACGGGGAAUCUUACGAAUUACAAGCGACCUGUGCUCGCCGUCGGGACCAAGUUCAUUGCUCUCGACUAUCUUUCCUCUUGGCCUGCCUCACUUCACUUCUCACAGCGCUGUUAAUCAGCACGGGGCGCAACAUGAUUUCUCCUUUCUCCCCCACCAGCCUCUCUCUUCUUUUCCUCGCCACAACUGCGCAGGCCGCGUCUUCCAUAUCUCUGGGGGGGAAUUUUCAACAACUACCGUUCGGAAUCACUGGCGAAUGUCGAACGGUAUACAACCGCCCGAUUGAGGGCUGCGGCGCACGAGACUUUCAGGCUGGCGGCGCAUGUUCCGUAGCAUGCGUUGCAUCGCUCGAGAGCAUAUCCAACACUCUCAACACCGUCUGCCCUGGCGUCAUAGUUGAUAGUCGGACGCUUCUUGGCCGCAUCUUCCAGAACAUGCUCAUCGCAUCCGUCUGUAACGGAAUGGAGGUGCCAACGCAGUCAACGGCACCGACUGAAGUUGCUACAAAGCCGACGGAUACAUCUGCGCCAACAACGACGUCGCAAAAACAUCCGCAAAGUACAACUGCCGAGGCACCAACUACUACUACCUCUGAAGCACCAAAGUCCUCAGUUCUUGGCAUUGGCGACCCUGAUCCAACAUCAGAAUCAACAACACAGCCAACAACAGAAUCAACAACAGAGCCAACAACAGAGUCGAUACCGGAGUCAACAACUUCCGAGACACAGGCGUCGCAGACUACAAAUUGGAAUAAACAGGACGAGCCUAGCGGCCGAUCAAGACAGCAGCAACAGAUCGACGCUAAUAAGUUCUCAGGUGGAGGGAGCCCAUUCGAUAACAUUGUUGCGGAUGGUGGAGCAGUACAUCCGGGAAGCGGUCUGAUGAUGAGCCUGGCCGGAGCGAUAUUGGCAGCAAUAAUACUGGUCUGAUAAGCUCAGUGUUAUUAUUCGGAAUUGUAAGGUUCUUUGGGCGUUCUUGGGUCGGAGUUGGAAAUACAACCUACUGUAUAAUAACGAGAAGCCGAGGUCUAAUCGCGGUGCAUCAGCUCAGCUUAUGCUGGUCGAUGGAUCUCGCGGGAACAGAAGACACAGAGGUGUACUCUUGGGUAUGAAAACGCUCCCUGGCAUGUCAUAGUAUAUGAUGUAUGGAUUUGUGGAACAGAUCGCAGUGGACGGGGAGAGACGUGUAAAUAGCUGGGU